AUGACUGCGGCGUGGUGGCAGGGAUUGGGCAGACUGAAGGACACCCUGUAUGAGACGACUCCUCGUGAAGGGCUUCAUCCCAUCCCGGGCAGCAGACCGCUUACUUUCCUCGCUGCGCUUCUUCCACCACUUCUCUACUACCUUGCUCUUCUUCUCCUCGCCCCUUCGCCUCCUCCCUUCGUUGAGCGACCGCUUGUCAAAGUGCUUCGCAACAUACUCGCGCUUACCGCAGGGAUCCUUUUUUUCCGCCUUCCCCUUGUCUACUAUGUGCCUCAAAGCAUUGGACUUACCUACCAGCUCGGCCUUGUGGGCCUAUAUGGCGGAUGCCGCGUCCUCGAUGCCUUUUUCAUCAGUCCCUACCUUUUCGAUCACAUACCACGCAGAGUAAGAUACCAACACAGACCGAGGCUGGUACAAAAAGAGCUAGAGAAGAAAGAGUGGGACAAGGAAUGGACAAAUGGAGGAAUAGACGACCCCUUUCAGCCUGGUGCGAAAUCCCUAGUACCCGCUGGAAACAACCUGGACGAUGCUGGUGCUUCCGUCUUGAGUGAUCGCAGGUCACGACAGAGAGGCAAGGUCCUGACCGAUUCCACGAUGCGUGUUUUACGGAAUUCAAUCUCCGGACCAGCUCCUGUUCCUGUCUACGAGACGGCUUCAUCCGAGACCGGCUGGCCUACAACUCUCCCGGAUCGUGCUGCAUGGGCCCUUGAACUUGAACUCUCAAUGCGAGGUGUUGGCUUCACCUGGACGACCGCAGACAUCAGGCAUACCAGGAAGACAUGGCUUCCCACUGUAUCGAACCGCAUUCACAGCAUUCUCGUCCAUGUCUCUCCUGUUCUGCUGGUGAGCUGGGUUACCAUCAGAUCCAUUUACUCUCGUUAUCUUCUACCCAUUCAGGAUGAUUCCUGGGAAGCGUAUUCUGCUUACAAUCUAUUUGACGAUCGUCUUCCUAUCGUGGUGCAGCUACUACUCACUGGUGCGCUUGGGGCUUUCUUGAUGGCUGCCUUUUCUUUUGGACAUUCCCUCUUCGCCAUCAUAUUGCACCCACUGCGACCCAAUCCAGUGGCCUUUUUCCCACCUCUGUACACGACGAGACCAUGGGAUGUUACCAGUGUCCGCAAGUUUUGGAGCUUUGGCUGGCAUAGGCUGUUUGCUAGACUGUUCCUGGUAUAUGGUGUCUGGCCAGGGGAGUGGAUCGAACGGAAAUUGUCAGGGAAAAGUGUCCAGCAGUCAGCAGAUGCUGGUAAGGUUAUUGGGGCCUUCCUGAGCAGUGCAUUCGUCCACAGUUUUGCCGUCCGGGGAGUACUGGCUGGGGAUUGGGUGAUGGCUACCGGUGAAGCGAAGUUCUUUACUUUGAACGGGAUUGCGGUUGUAAUAGAGGGUGCCGUGGUUCGCGCUGUCAAGAAAAGAAGACAACUUAGAGGCACGCCUGGGCGGAUGUGGUACGAUCCAAUUGUGGGAAGAGUCUGGUGGGUGACUGUUAUCUUGUGGACUGGUAGAAGCUUCGCCAGGGGUUGGGUCAAGUCGAGCCUGGUUCGAGAAAUGUCUUUCUUGUGA
This is a messenger RNA of Exophiala spinifera, 1557 nucleotides long. RefSeq lists its product as uncharacterized. The coding region runs from base 1 to 1557 and encodes 518 amino acids. NCBI's taxonomy places the organism in Eukaryota, Fungi, Ascomycota, Eurotiomycetes, Chaetothyriales, Herpotrichiellaceae. Gene Ontology annotation, biological process: lipid metabolic process. The transcript has a single exon. The record is from RefSeq and is a predicted model, not a curated record.